Messenger RNA from Orycteropus afer afer, 645 nucleotides. RefSeq names its product tetraspanin 19 (gene TSPAN19). Gene Ontology annotation, cellular component: membrane. The record is from RefSeq and is a predicted model, not a curated record. NCBI's taxonomy places the organism in Eukaryota, Metazoa, Chordata, Mammalia, Tubulidentata, Orycteropodidae. Bases 1 to 645 code for a protein of 214 amino acids. The transcript is spliced from 6 exons.
AUGGAGCUGAGCAUCUCUGGACAGGAGGACACCAGUGGAGUUGGAUGUCCUAUAAAGGGGAAUCAACUGCAAUCCAGCCCUUGCAGGAAGAUGCCUGAGCAAGGGAAGCAGCGAUAUGGGGGCCAAGCUGUUGUGUCUUUGGCAGCAGCAGAUUUCCCAGCUUAUGCAGCACUGUUAAUGUGUCCCACUGGUGUUCAGGUGGUACUUUCAGCACUCAUCUUCACAAAGAAAGAGGAGGUUCACCAAGUAUGGAGCAAUGAAUUUGAUUUUGUCGUCUCCAAGUAUGGAUCUAAAAAUAUGCCUGAAGACAUACCCAAGUGGACUUUUCUGAAUUUGUUACAGAAAACAUUACAGUGUUGUGGCCAAAAAAAUUACACAGAUUGGAAAAAGAACAUGACCAAAGAAAAUUCACUACAGAUUCCAUGUUCCUGCACAAAUUCUACAUUAAGAAAGUGGUUUUGUGAUGAGCCACUGACUGCAAUUUACCUAGAGGGUUGUGAGAAUAAAAUCAGGACAUGGUAUGAUGCUAACAUUUUAACUUUAAUUGGAAUUAAUUUUGGACUCUUGGCUUCAGAGGUUUCACAAGUCUCAUUAACCAUUUAUUUCUUCAGACAUAUUAAGAAUAAAAUAUAUGCAGAAAUGUGA